This is a messenger RNA of Blumeria graminis f. sp. triticale, 1053 nucleotides long. The record is from the annotation of a GenBank genome assembly. Lineage: Eukaryota; Fungi; Ascomycota; Leotiomycetes; Helotiales; Erysiphaceae.
AUGAUGGCUUCUAGACGAAGUAUCCAGGUUCAGCCAGACUACACAUUUUCACGUCCCAUGGGCGGAGUCAUCAACCCUCCCCGAAGCUCGAACUUUCCAGACGUAGCAGUAGCAGCAGCUGCUGCAGUGGCUAACUACGAGAAUACUUUCUAUGCACGAUCGAGUGCUGCCUACACAUCUGGUCGUCCUGCCUAUAGUCCCACCUCACCCUCAGUCGGUCCGGGAACUUCAUCUAAUCGACCCGUCUCUAUGUAUGCAUCAAACAACUUCACGACAGGUGCCUCCAAUGCACUCUACGGAAUGCCUGGGCCUAGUUAUAAAAAAGCUUAUCCCUCUCCUGCCGCUACUUGGGAUGCACAAGGACGUCUUUCACCCGAAUCCUAUUUGGACGAUUACAUGAAUUCCCCAAAUGUUUCAGACUACUUUCUGGACUCUUCAGCCAAAGCGAUGGGAAAGUGCAAGGGAGACGGAAAAGGUCAUUCGCAGCAGCGCCGUCCUUCAAAUCGCGACGAAUUUGAUGGGCCUCAUCAAUUUUUACAACGCCCACCCCCUGAAUAUAUUGCGCAACAAGAACGCGACUUACCGCAUCUCCCAACGAAUCUAGUGGUGCAUGAACAGGAUAGUAUCCUCACGCAAGUCAAUGAUCGCCUCUCUCAAUGCGCAUUUGACUUCGUAGCCAAGUAUCAAUUUCCAAUUCCAUUGGCUAACGGUGAAAUGAGGCCGGUCGAGCGACCUCAAGAUCGAGAGUGGACCGAAUGGGUAUACCUUCUCAAACGGCUUGCCACCAAAAGACGAAUUCCGGCUCGUGUACUCUAUAAUGGUCAGAUCAAGCAGUUCAUUACUAUACUAGAAAACUCGCUCGAAAUGCGUCAUGCUGCUAAACAUCAAUCUCGUCCGCUCAAGGACGAUCGGAAUAUUCUACAGCUGAUCUCUGCUGGUAUCCAAGUGGCUAAAAUUCUGAAGGAUGCCUCGGCAAUGGACUAUUUAGAUCGCUUGUACGUGACUACAGAAAAACGAAUACAGGAGCGAAGUUCGGCAAGAUACCGUCCCUGA